Molecule: messenger RNA, 6179 nt
Organism: Vespa velutina
Lineage: Eukaryota; Metazoa; Arthropoda; Insecta; Hymenoptera; Vespidae
Product: NF-kappa-B-repressing factor
Exons: 9
Coding region: 4009-5193 (394 amino acids)
Molecular function (GO): nucleic acid binding
Source: RefSeq, a predicted model, not a curated record
ACUGUCAACGUCAAAAAUACUUGCUCGACAUUUCGCAUAGCGCUAAACAAUCGACCGAAUUCCAAUAGAAAACUAAAAAGAGGUUUCAACGAGAAACCUCUGUGUCUCUCUUAUCAGUGUAAACGCGUCUGCUUUCAUUAUCGUUCAACACACAUACACAGUAACAUGCUUUCAACAUGAUCUACGCCUCUCGAGUUAUUCAUAAAAGUUAAUCGUCCGAUUGCUGUUCUCUGGAUCAUUCUUUUUUUCUUAUAAAAUGAUAUGAGAAUUUUUCUAAUUUUGAUCGUAUAUAAACAUAAUUGACAUAAACGUUGAAUUAUGAUCGCGUCGAAACAAAUGAUUUUAUAUAUCAAAUGUUAUUUUUAGCCAAUCAAAUAUAUCUAAUCUUUUUUUCUAUAAUCAGAAUCUCUUUUUGUUCCUCGGAAGAAUGACUCAAUUCAAAAUAUAUCCCAAAUUAAUUAUGAUCAUAUUUAAUUUCUACUCACCUUCGAAUUUACUAUAAAGGCCAUAAUCGAGCUUGCGUGGUAUAACUUUGGCAUUUUCGUUGUUUUUAGAUUCAAGACUAGCACGAUCUAAAACCAAAUUUGCUACUCUUCUAAGUACUUGACUUUCAGGUGAAGUUUCAUACAUGGUGUGUCUUCUAUGUGGUGUCUUUCUAGUAUCACUGGCCGGCGAUUGCGAGAUGUCUGGAAAUAAUAAAAAUUAUUAUUUACGAUGAGAUGAGUAUGUGAAAAUUUUGAGACAAAGAGAGAGUAUUGAACUUUCGCAAGGAAACAUCGUGACUUGUGAAAAGUGAUCAUACGUAAUUGAAGAGAUAAGUAUUUUUACAACACACAAAUCAAACAUUUAAGCUGUUGAUGAUAAGAAUGAUAUUAGGUAACAAGCAAGUACGUUUAAUUCGAAACUUCCUCGUUCAUUUUCAGAUCUAAUCGAAGGAAAAUCGAUCGUUUAAUAAAAUUAAUUUUAAUAAAUCAUAAUAGAAUGAGAAAAAUCAAUCAGAUCCUUACUUAGUUGCGAGGGUGUAGGUGGUAAUUGUAUCUUCUUAUGCCUUAGGACAGCAAAUGGUGAUCUUUUAUCGCUGUGAUCUUCGCGCGAUGAGACAGAAGCCACCAAUAUAUCCGUCGAAGAUGGAGUGAUAGAAGCGCAUUGCGUUUCCGCAGGUAAUAGAGCUUCCUCUGGAUCGGUAAAGACACUGUCACUGGAAGAUUCCUGACUGAGCGGUGCAGAUAUCUCGGCUACUAGCAAACCUUUAUUGGCGAGACGCCAGGAGUCGGUGACCAGCAACGUCGAUGAGGGGUUCGUUAGGUUCACCGGUGUUGUGUUAGCCCCAAUAAUCGGUUCUUUCGAUGUUGAGACUGUUCCAUUGAUGAUAGUAGACAUUCCACUAGGUGUUUUAUCGAUCGUCUCGUGCUCAACAUCAUGAGAAAUAUUUGUAGCUGAUGAUUCCCCAUGAUGUUGAGAUAGUGAACUUGGUUUCACAUCGGGCGUUGUCUUUUCGACCUGUAAAAUAUCGAUAUGAUUGAAAAUGAUUUCUAAUCGUUUAAUAAAUUUCUUAUGAUUGUGAUAAAUAUUUUCUAAAUUAUUAAAAUAGAUCGAUAGCACCAACCUCAGUUGUCACUAUCGGUGGUUUAGGUGCUUGUCUUUUAGCUGGAGUUUGUAACUUCUCAAUGGAAGAUUUAUAUAUAUGUGCGCUCUUGCCGAUCUCGAAGCUAGCCACAUCUUCUAAACUCUUUGAAUUUUUCCUUCCUUCGAUUUUUGUUAUCUCAGAAAAUUCAGGAACGUCCACGCUCGGAUAUGUAACAUUCGCAGCAUCCCUUACCUUCUUCCCUUUCUUCUUACCAUCACUUUGUAAAUUACCCAUGAGAUUACGGAUGGUUGACACCGAGGAAGCACCGUUUUCCCCGUAGAGAGCUCUCAGGGACUCGAUCCAGCGGCGAGAAAAGUCGCGCAGCUUCGGCGCCCAAGGCCGCGCCUGAGCCGCGACUGCGUCCUGUGGCCGAUGCAUUUGCCCGGUCCGGUCGAUAAUCGAGACAAAUUUCGUGUCUGACAGAACGCUGUGUUAAAGUCGAGAAUUUUUAAGAAAGAAGAAGAAGAAGAAAAAGAAGAAAAAGAAGAAGGAUCGCGCUCUUAGAAGAGAAAAGGAAAUUCUUUCAUACUGAUCUCGUUCUCCUUUUAUUAUUGGGAUUUCUAAAGGGUGACAAGGUUUUAUCAAAAGAAAAUCCAGGAGAAAGAAAAACAAGAAGAUCCCUUUUUCAUCGGUAUUCUUUCAGGUAGAUCAGAUCCUGUCACUUGCAGUACGUUCUUUCAUUAACAAGGAACUUCUCUGUGAACUCUUAAAUCUUUUCGUAAAAUACAUAAUAUUUAAGAGACUUUCUUGCAGAAUCUGGAUAAAGAUAUUAUUAAUAUGUUCGAUUAAAAUGAUAAAGCUCGUGUUUCACUUCAUAUUAACACUCUCCGUUCGACUCAUUCUAUUUGUUUCGAAGGACAAAUAAAUAUGAACGGUCGUACGUGAUGUUGUCUCAACAAAUUUUUUUUACUAUUUUUAUUUUCUUUUUUUUUCAAUAAAUAUCUGAUUUCUUCCUAUGAUAUUGACAUUUUUCGUAAAUCGUAAAUUUUUACAAAUUUCUUUCGGUGAUCAAAAAUGGUCGAACUCGAGAUCGAUGUCACAUGAGGAAUCUAAUUAAUUAUAGAAACAAAACAAUUGGAUUAUUUGUUUAGAAAAAGAAAAAAAAUAGUUAAACUCACCGUGUACUGGUUUACAUCUUUCAUACACGAACAAGAUUUCGAUAGGAUAAAAUAAUCAUGAGACUGAGAGUCGUCUAUUCCUAUCCGAUGUGGCCUACUCCUGUUUCUCGAUAGUCUAUUGUGAAAUUGAUAGUGUUACAAGGACGCUCCGGUGAAUCCGUGUCGUUUCAAACGUUUAUCUUCUUCCGGUUGUCCUCCUCUAACAGUUUUCUCCCUCGUUCGAAUCAUAUGUAUGCAAUUGAUUUAACAGUUCCUUCCUUAUACUUUGCGCAUUGUUAUCUUGAUAUAGUGUAGAGAAAUAAUCGAAACUCGAUCAAUUUUUUAUUAAGUACAUACAUAUAUAUGUCGUACGUUAUUGAUAUUUCCAGAGUCGUCAUUUAUUGUCAUCGCUUUAUACGUGAUCGAUUCAUACGAUGAAGUCUCGAUCCGGGAUAUAAUCUUACGAGAUUGUACAAACAUUUGAAAAUCUUCUUUUCGGUCAUUUUUAUCCUCGUUGAAACUUCCGAUUCAUGAACAAUAUAACACAAAUUGCUAAUAAUGAUUUAUUAAAUAACUUUAUACUCCAAUGAGUAGAAAGAUUUUUUUAUACAGGAUGAUUUUAUCUAUCCGAGUUAUUAUUUGUAAUUAUAAGUAUUAAUUUUUAGAGGGAUAAAUAUAGAAUUAAAGUUGUUGAUUUAAUUAGAAACACAAACAGCAAUUAUGAGAGACACGAUAUCGUCCGUUUCGCGUGAGAAGCCACGACACGAGCUUAGGUUCACCACUGCUAUGUCGCUGCCGAUGGAUUGUUCUUACAGCGCAGUCUCCUCUAAUCGAGUUUCGAGAUACAAUAGCUCGAUUAUUGUAAGUUAAAGCGGGAAAAUCAGAAUUUUCAGAAUAAGCGUCAAUGAUAAAUAAAGGAUAAAAAUAAUUGUGUAACUAAUAAUUUAAUCAAUAAAAUUCGAAUGAAUCGAAUCGAAACUUGGAAUAUUAUUUCUGAAUGAAAUAUAAAGUACGUACGGAACACGUGUACGAGUUAUUUAAUUCAUUCACAAUUUGAAUAGCGUACGCACGUAUUUAGUACCAAUACUUACUGCUAGGGUGCACACAUGUAAUUGCGUCACUAGCGUCACCUGAUACAACAUGGCAUCAGAAUGGAGAUACUACCGCGAAGUACUUCAUUUAUUGUUUGAUUAUAAUAUUAAUACGCGUACAGUGUAAAUAUAUUAAUACGUAUUCGAUCAACAAACUAACCUCUUAAAUUAGUAUACAUAUCUAAAUCGAAGGAUGAAUACAUCAACAGAUUGGGACGUUGAACAAUAUAAAGCGGAGCAUGAGUCCGAUGAACAUUGGGAAUUAAGACGUAAAUUUCUUUUAACACAUAAAGAUAAGUUUCCAGAGGAUGAAUUACUUUGUUUAGCUCAAGCGUUCACCAACGUAGAAAUUUUAGGUUGCAGAUAUCCAAAAGAAACUAUGCAUUUGAUAUCAGAAUUAGCUCAAGAUGUUGUCUGCGAAUAUAGGGAAAGAAAGAAAAACAAAUUACAAAGAACAUUUGUCAAAGGAUCAGAUGCUGCCCGUACAAAGGCACAAGGUACAUCCAAAAACUGUAGCACAGGGAAGACAGACACAUGUACAAACGUUCCGAGUUCAAUUAAAAAUGAAAACAAGAUAGAAAACGUACCUGCUAAAAAAAUUAAAUUAGACGAAUCUCCAUUUGGAGAUAUAGUAUUAGUAGAAAGACCGGGUGAUUUACCACAAACGAUACUUGCUUGUGCAGUUAAUGUUUCUGGUGGCAAUAUAGAAUGGAAAAUUAAUAAAACUAACAUGAAUAAGUGGCAAUGCAUUAUUUUAAUUAAUGCAAAACAACUCGCGGAAUCUUAUGGCACAAAUCAGAAACUAGCCAAGAAAGAAGCAUCAGUCAUAGGCUUGCGUGAACUACAAAAAUAUUAUUAUACUAUCAAAAUUAAACAUAAUUUUAUUGAAGAAGCAAAUGUAACAACAACAUCAAUGCUGCAAAAUACAUCAUCUCAUGAUUCUAUUUCUGAUGAUAAUAUUGGAAAAAGAUUGAUGAAACUUAUGGGUUGGACAGGCGGAGGACUUGGAAAAUCUCAGCAAGGAAUUGUCGAGCCAGUUAUUGUUAAACAACAAGUUAGUCGAGAGGGUUUAGGAUUAAAAGUAAAAGCUUCGAAUUUACGCGAAUUAGAAUUAAAAUGUAGAGAUAUACUGAAAAAAUAUCUGAUGGGUGAUAUGAAAACUGAUUUAGUAUUCUCCCCAGAAUUCUCAAAUGAAGAAAGAACAGUAAUACAUAAACUUGCACGACAAAUGGGCCUAAAAUCACAUAGUUAUGGUCCAAAAGAUCAAAGAAAAUUAGUCAUAUCUCGUAAAGUUGAUAUAAGGGAUUUAGUAAUCGAAUUAAAAACUCUCGGUGGAAGCACUGAUAAAUAUGAGCUUAUAAAACCAAGCUCUAUUUAGGACCAAUUGCAAAUAUAUUUAAGAGAGAUUUUCCAGUCUUAUAGAGCAAUAUUAAAUGACAUUGAUAUACUUAUAGGUAUCUAAUAAGUAAGUGUAAACACAAAAUAAUGUCCUCUGUAUCUCUCCGAGUUAGAUUAUUCAUCAUAUUGCAUUUUCAGGAGCAGUACCUAUUAAUAUUUUUAUAAAAACAAUUGUACAAAAGAUGACAUAUUUAUAUAUAUGCAUUAAUUGCAUAUUUCUUGAUAAUAUGAUCAUUAUUUUUAAUAUAUCAUUAAAAUUAUACGAAAUUAAUUUAGAAAUCAAAUAAUGUGUAAAUAAGUCGUCUAUAUUAUAGAUAUAUAGAUAUAUAGAUAUAUAGAUAUAUAGAUAUAUAUAUAUACAUAAGUAAAAUUAAUAAGGAUAAUGAUUGGUAGAAAAUAUAAGUAUAAUUUUUCUUAGUGAUUUGCUAUAUUCUUUAGCAUUAUUUUCAUUACAAUGUCAUUUGUUAAAACAUAAGCAAUCUUGAGAAACAAAACUCUGCUAAUAUCUAUAAAAAAUAAAUGUUUAAACGCGAACAUUAAUCAUAAAUAUCUCUCUCGAUUCUAGUUUACUAUGUAAAUAAUGAAUUUCCUUUAAAAGGAACCUUUUUCAUUAUAAAUGUAUUAUUAAACAUAUUUGCUAUUAAAAAUAUUAAAAUUAAAACAUAUACAUACAUAUAUAUAUAUAUACAUACACAUAUAUAUAUAUAUAUAUAUAUAUGUAUGUGUGUAUAAAUAUAUUGUGUUUUAAAAAUAAGUUUCCAAAUAAUGAUGCUUAAAGAUUAAAAUUUUUAUUUUAUAUUAUGAUUUUACAUUACUAAUUCCCAGGAGUUUAUAAGGACGAUAUAUAUCGAAGAUAAUAAAAAGAAUAAAUGAAAAAUGUUAUUAUCGACAAUUUGUAAUAAUCGCCACGUUGAUGUGCAAUUGACGUGCCGGGUGUGUGUAAUAGAACUGUCAAGUAAAACUGAA